UGCUCUGACUGACCAGUAGCACCCCCCCUCCUACAUCAGAGCACAGGCAGGAGAAAGUGUGUGAGAAGAAGUGUGUCUCAGCGAAAGUAAAAAGAUGAGAGGUUGUUUUUUGUUUUGUCCAGUAAGGUUUACUUUUCUAAGCUGAGCUUCAGGUCUGGAUCAGUCGCUGAUGGGGACCUGUGGAGGAAUUUAAAAAUGUCAUACUUCCUGUGAUUGAGGAGGAUCGGUCAGCAGAGAGAUGUCCUGAAGAAGAAAAAAGCUGAAAUUAAAAUCUGUUUCUGGACGUCCAUCUUUCCAUUGGUUAACUUGCUGUCAGCCAUGGACUCCCAGGGGGGUCCGUACCUCAAUAAGGGGGCUCUCUUGUCCCCCCUUGGGGCUGCCCGUCUCUGCCAGUUAGCUAUGGGCUGUGCUGUGAUCGCCAUGGUGACCCACAGUGCAGGGUACAGUGGGUCACAGGGCAUGUUCUGCAUGGGGGCCUGGUGUUGCUGCUUCGCCAUGACGGCGGCCGUGUUCUUCCUGGACGCCACUCGUCUCUACAGCUGCCUGCGGGUGUCCUGGGACAACCUGACGGUCACCUGGGCGGCCUGCGCCACGCUCAUGUACGUCACAGCCUCUGUGGUUUACCCAUUGUUCUUUGUCCGAUCUGAGUGCCCAUAUGAAGGCUGUGAAGUCAGAGAUUUCCGCAUUGCCGUCACCGUCUGCUCCAUCCUGGGAACUCUGGCCUACGGUGCCGAAGUGGCUCUGUGUCGGGCCAGACCAGGCCAGAUUGUGGCGGGCUACAUGGCCACCGUCCCUGGCCUUCUUAAAGUCGUCCAGGCCUUUGUUGCCUGCAUCAUAUUUGGAGCUCUUGCCAACGGGAGCCAGUUUUCAAGCUAUGCUGCCACAAUCUACUGCGUGGUUGUCUACGCUUCUUGCUUUGCUCUCACUGCCUUGGUGGUGAUAAUGACAGUAUGUAAACGCACUAAAACUGUGAGGUGCAUGCCCUUUGAGCGCUUUGUGGUGGUGUGCACUUUCCUGGAGGUUUUGCUCUACCUAAGUGCUUCAGUGGUGUGGCCGGUUUUCUGCUUUGACACAAAGUACGGGUCUCCAUGGAGACCAUCAUCAUGUCCACAGGGCAAGUGUCCUUGGGACAGCAAAGUGGUGGUUGCUGUCUUCUCCUGUGUGAACUUUGGUCUAUAUCUGGCAGACCUGCUUUACUCACAGAGGAUCCGAUUUGGCUCAUCACGUGUUCCUGCUCACUCACGGGUGUAGAACCACUUGUUUUAGAACUGUUUGUUUUAGAAAGUUGAGAUAUCUACACAUAUUAUAAGGAUAACGUACUUAAAGGUGGUACCAACUAAAUGAGUUGGAUUUAAACAUCAAUUAUAUGUCAUAUAUUUAGAGAAAAUUAAUUAGCAUUGUUUUUUUAUUGUUAAUUUUCUAAAAUAAUUUGAAACAUAAAAAGGAGAACAUAUUAAAGUUCAAUGAAAGGUAAUUAUUUGAAUAACAUUAAGGGUUUUAUUGUAAGAGAUUACAGAUUUGUGAAACUUAAUUUCUUUAUAUUUUUACCUUAAUAUAUCCAGGCGUCCUGGUUACAGUAUGUUUUAAAGUGACCUUCAUCACAGUUUUUUUUUUUUAAGUUUUCUAAUUGCCUUGCCAAGUUUUUAUUUCUUUAGCAUGUUCAGCUUGGUCCUUAUCAAAGGCAGCAUGAUGUAUUGUGUGUGCUUCAAAAAGUAGGAAAGUGGAUAGUUAUUUGGGUAAAAUAAAGAAAAAGCCUGAACCUUA
Messenger RNA from Cyprinodon tularosa, 1764 nucleotides. RefSeq names its product myeloid-associated differentiation marker-like protein 2. The coding region runs from base 319 to 1251 and encodes 310 amino acids. Gene Ontology annotation, cellular component: membrane. NCBI's taxonomy places the organism in Eukaryota, Metazoa, Chordata, Actinopteri, Cyprinodontiformes, Cyprinodontidae. The record is from RefSeq and is a predicted model, not a curated record. The transcript has 3 exons.